Molecule: messenger RNA, 1695 nt
Organism: Penicillium paradoxum
Lineage: Eukaryota; Fungi; Ascomycota; Eurotiomycetes; Eurotiales; Aspergillaceae
Product: putative DNA polymerase iota
Exons: 2
Coding region: 1-1695 (564 amino acids)
Biological process (GO): translesion synthesis
Molecular function (GO): damaged DNA binding; DNA-directed DNA polymerase activity
Source: RefSeq, a predicted model, not a curated record
AUGGCUGCACUACUGGUGCGGAACGACCGUCGGAUCAUCCUCCACCUGGAUUAUGACUGUUUCUAUGCAUCGGUGUUUGAGGCUGAGCAACCUGCACUGAAAUCGCUCCCUCUGGCAGUUCAGCAAAAACAGAUCGUAGUAACAUGCAACUACGAAGCCAGACGACGUGGUCUGCAUAAAUUGCAACUCAUCAAAGAUGCCAAGCGCAUCUGUCCGGAUGUCGUUAUAGUUCUGGGUGAAGACCUGACUAAGUUUCGAAAUGCCUCCAAGGAGCUUUACAUGCUGGUUCGAUCCAUUGUCUGGGGAGGGCGUGUUGAAAAGCUAGGGUUUGACGAGCUCUUUCUCGAUGUGACGGAAAUGAUCGACUACAAUACCAGCGUGCUAAAUCAGAAUGAUUUGGUGAAUUCAUUUUUCUAUCUUGAUCGGACCGACCCAACCGUUGGGUUCAGCUACGAUGCUACUCAAUUCCAGGGAUCGACGUUCCCGGCAAUGGACGCUGCCUGCAUUGGUCAGCAGGAUCCCUCAGCGUUGGAAAUGAGGUUGCUUGUUGCCUCUCAUUUACAGGGUCAUAUACGAAGCAAGUUGGAGCAUCAGAUAGGCUUCACGGCUACAGGCGGCAUCUCAACUUCCAAAUUGCUGGCAAAGUUGGUUGGUAACGUUCACAAGCCUAACGGUCAAACAACUCUUCUGCCGCCCUACGUGACCACUGAGGAUAAUACAAGCCAUGUGUUCCAAUUUCUGGAUGACCAUGAGAUUCGGAAAAUUCCCGGGAUUGGAUCACGAAUAGCCCAGAAAUUAACAUCCCAUGUCACGGGGCAAGAGACCGCUGACGAAAAGAUCACCGUUCAACAUGUCCGACAAUUUCCUGGCAUGAACCCCGUCUUGCUGGACAAAAUCCUGGGUGGGCCAGGUUCAGUGAAAGGGAUCGGGAUGCGCAUGUGGAGCAUUCUCCAUGGUGUAGACAAUUCUGAAGUACUCGAGGGUCGCGAUGUGCCUACCCAGAUUAGCAUUGAGGACUCUUAUGGUCGAUUGGAUACACUCGAAAGUGUACGACGAGAGCUCGUUGUCUUGACCCGAAGUUUGAUCCGCCGUAUCAGGACUGAUCUGCUUGACAUGACUGAUGAUACUUCUCCUCAAGGGAGAUGGCGUGCGCAUCCUCGCACUCUGCGGUUAUCCACACGACCGAGGCUCCCGCCAGAUGCGGGUACUGGACGUACCUACCACUCCAAUCGCAUCUCUCGGUCGGCGCCCCUUCCGCCUUUUAUCUUCAAUUUGGACGAGAACAUCGAUUCCCUGGCCGAGCGGUUAGUCCGAGAGAGUAUCUUUUCUAUGUUCCGCAAAUUGCAUCCUGAAAAGUCGGGGUGGAAUCUCAGUUUAUUGAACGUGGCAGUGACUAACAUGGUGGAGCGCGCGGGGGAUCAGAAGCAACAUAGUGGACGUGAUAUCGGGAAGAUGUUUCGACACCAGGAGACCACGCUUAGAGAAUGGACCGUGCAAGAACCCAAGCCACCACCGUUGUCCGUUGACGUGUCACGACUGCCAGAUCCUGGUUCCCCUGCGAUUCAGCCACAAUCCGAGGACGAGUGGGAGGAUGGCGACGACGAACCGCUGGGGCUGGACUGCCCCAUCUGUGGGGUGCCAAUUCCACACUUCGCCCAGUUAGCACACCAGAUGUAUCAUUCGGCUCCCGACUAA